UCUAACCCCAAUCAUAGUACCCCGUCUGUCGCUUGCCCCCCUCUCUCUCUCUGAUUUCCGCGUGAAUGCCAUGGCCGUUUCUCUCUCCCCAAUCCCUCCGAAACCCCCUUUCGCUCUCUCUCUCUAAGAAUUCCUCCAUUUCUCAAUAUCUCUCUCUUUCUGAGAUUCUGUUUAUUAUUUUCUUCACAUAGGAAUAUAAUAUAUAUAUAUAUAUAUAUAUUUCUACACAUGUAUCCACGUAGUCUAAACGGAAGAUUACCUACCCACCUUAUGUAUUUUCCACAAUAGAACGCGUAGAUUCGGUCCGGAAAGGAUCGCCGAGGGGGAAUGGAGAUUGUGACCGGGGAUAGGUACCUGGAGAAGCUGGUGGAAUUCGUGGACGAGCAGGCCGGUCCGCUGCUCGACGGUGCCAUGGUGCUGAAGCUCAACCCGGCGGGCUUGCACUACGUACAGUCGCGCCUGGAGGCGCUGAACGAGCUCGAGAGCCUGCUGGCUGGUGCGCCCAUCGACUACCUCCGCGCCUACGUGUCUGACCUCGGAGACCACCGCGCGCUCGAGCAGCUCCGCCGGAUUCUCCGCCUGAUUCCUUCGCUCAAGGUCGUCUCGGCGCUUACGCCGCCUUCUCGGGACCCCACACCGCUCUCUUUGCGUCCGUUCGGGAGGCUUAGGGUUCUCGAGCUUAGGGGCUGCGAUUUGUCCACCUCCGCUGCCCGAGGGUUGUUGGAGCUGAGGCACACUUUGGAAAAAAUCAUAUGCCACAAUUCUACUGAUGCUCUACGGCAUGUUUUUGCGAGCAGAAUUGCCGAGAUAAAGGGAUCUCCUCAAUGGAACCGGUUGUCCUUUGUUUCAUGUGCUUGUAAUGGCUUGGUUCUCAUGGACGAGUCUUUGCAACUUCUUCCUGCUGUUGAAACUCUUGAUCUUAGCCGGAACAAGUUUGCGAAAGUGGAUAAUCUUCGCAAGUGUCCCAAAUUGAAGCACCUGGAUCUUGGUUUUAAUCACCUAAGAUCAAUUGCGUACUUUAAUGAGGUCUCCUGUCGUAUUGGUAAACUUGUUUUGAGAAACAAUGCCCUGGCGACAUUGCACGGGAUUGAGAAUCUGAAGUCACUUGAAGCGCUUGAUGUUUCCUACAAUGUAAUUUCCAAUUUUUCAGAGUUAGAGUUCCUUGGGUGCCUUCCCUCUCUACGAAGCCUAUGGUUGGAAGGAAAUCCAUUAUGUUGUGCCCGAUGGUAUAGAGCACAAGUAUUCAGCUUUUUCAAUCAUAUAGAUAAAUUGAAAUUAGAUGAUAAGCACAUCAGCACCAGAGAGUUCUGGAAACGUCAAAUUAUCAUUGCCAGCAGGCAGAAGCGACCUGCCACCUUUGGAUUUUAUUCUCCUGCAAAAGAUGAAGCUAGAGAAGAUGGGAGUAUUAACCGAAGACGGAGAAAGCCAUCUCGCCUUGCAUCUAUUGAAAAGGAAGAAGAGAACACAUAUAUAUGUUCUGACCAAGAGUCCGUAUCAUGUGAUGUUGAUAUUCAGAGCAGAGAAGAGACUGUCAUGUCUGAUGCCGAAGCUGAAAUUGUUGAUUUAAUGAAUAGAGUUGAACUCAUGAAGAAAGAGCGUUCUGUUCUUUGGUUACGGGAGUUUAGGGUGUGGAUGGAUCAUGCUUCUGAGAAUUUUGUGGAAAGAACUAAAUCUUAUGGGGCAACAUUGCAUAACGAAAAAGAGAAUUAUUUGAAAGGAAAGCCAAGCAAAAGGUAUCUGGGUGAUAGUUCGAGAUAUGUUUCUGACUCUGUCCAAGCUUCUGGAGAUGAUAGUAGUACAAAUAUUUUAGAAUCUGAUAAUUCCUUUGCAGAUAUGUCUACUGGUUUGCCUGCUAACCCAUACUUUAGCCAAGUUAGUUUCCUAGGGAAUGGUGGUCGGUUUUCUUUGGCUGGAAUGGGGAGAAUUGAUCUGAAAGAGGAGCAUCCAACAUCUUAUUCACAUGACGGGAUUACUACUACUUCUCUGCAAGCUAAAAGUUCCCACCCCGAUAUCUUUGCUGUCCAAGGUGUUCAUGGGGUGUUUGAAAAUGUCAUCAUGUCACCAUUACCAGCCACUGAUGAUAUGUUAGUGUCUCAUUCACCCUCUCCUUUCCCUGCAUCUCCCCCUCAUUAUCAAGAGGACAUUCUACAUCGUCGCCACAACUUAGUCGAAGAAACUUUGCAGCUAUCUGCAGAGUCUUAUUCGCCAGCAUCAUCUGAUAGUAAUACCAGCUGUAGUGAUGAUGAUUUCUGUGAAUCAAUACUCGCAGCUGAUAAGUCACUGAAUGAAGCUUAUGCCAUGAGUGCUGAAGGCCGCUCAUUUUCUUUUGAUGUUGAGGAGAAUUUUGACCACCUAAAUCAUGAAAUUUCUCAUGUAAGAGAAAAUGGCACGUCUUGUUCUUUUGUUGACCAGACCUCUAGUAUGCACAAAAUUUCAAAUUCAGAACGGUUCUUGCAAUCACAUUGCAAUGAUUUUCCUGCUGCUGAUACUCUUGAUGAUCAAAUUUCUCGUUAUGUCAACCAAGAGGCUGAUUAUUUUGAGAAGAGAAAAGGCAAAAGGAAACUGAAGAAAAAAGUAAUUCCACUACUAGGGGAGAAUAAGGUGGUUGGUGGGACAGAAUCGUCAUUCAAAUCAGAUGGCAACUUGGAUAUUCGUGGAGUUCAUGGAGCUGCAAUGGAAAAUGAGCAAGGGAAACAAAUUUCAUAUCCCAGCGAAUUCCAGGAAGUUAUUCAUAUGGAAGAGAUGUGGAAAAAAGCAAUUGUAGCCCCACCAAUUGAUGAUUCUUAUAAAUUUCCAGGGUCUUGGUGCUCAUCUCCUUGGAGUGCUGAUUUUAUUGAGAAUUUUUUCAAUACAAAUAUUGCAGAAUCUGGCAUUCAGGAAACUUGUCGACAGUAUUUGUGUUGUGAUUGUGUACUUGAGCCAGAGUCCAAAUAUGGAGAAAGAUGCAGAGAAGUGAUUCUGGUAAUGAGCAGUGAAAACAAGUUGUAUGUUUUGCUUAUUGGUAUUUCAGGUGAUGGAUCAGGAGCUAUCUUAAGUUUAGUAGGUUGCCACAAAAUUGAAGAUAUUAAAGAGGUGUCAGUUGGUGUUGGACUUCAGGUUGUGAGGUUGUGCAUUGACAGGGAUUCAGCAUACCUAUUUAUAACUAGAAGCAUCGAGAAGUCAAGGCAAUUAUUUAGUACCUUGGAAGUGUUUGAUUUACAUCCACAAAAAGAUCAUUGUUCUUUACGAAGUUUGGAGCAGGUUCAGGUUGAAUUGUUUGAGAAACAAAUAUGUGGAGGUUCAAAAGUGAACAUCUUCCAAUACUCUAUGGUGCUAUUCAGGCGCACCAACAAUGAAGAGGAUAUAUGGCUUUCAAGAUCACUAUUUGUGAUUGGAAGGCAUCUGCUUGUGUGUGUUGAAGACCUUAUGCACUUCAGCUCUCUUUCAAUGGAUUCCUCUUUGCCUCCAUAUUUCUCACUUGAUUCAUGUUGCUCCAUUGUUGACUUAUCUGAGAUGGUCAUCGAGGCUAGAGAGAGUUGCUGUGUGACCCUAACUCUUAAAUGUACCACAUCGGAGUUCUACCCCUCUGCCAAAGCCGACACGGAGGUUGCAGCAAUCAAUGACGAAGAGAAAGUUUCAGGCUGUGUAACAUGGAAGAUCAGGUGGUUCUCUGAAGAGAGUCUGUUCAAUUUCGUGGCAUUGGUAAAGGCAAUCCAUGCAGGAACAUCCACGUCUCCCUUACUCCUAAGAUGUAAAUCGUGAAGCCUUUUUGUUUCUUUGUUUUUGUUUGUUUCCUAUUCAUUUCAUUCUUUUUGAUCUGGCCUUCCAUUUCGUUUUUGCUUCUUAUUUCCGUAUAGUUUUGAAAUUUUAGUAGCUGCAAGUGUCGUGAGUCAAUAGCUUCCUUUUGUAUUCUUUGAUUUGUCCUUUUAGCAUUCCAUCAUGUACAAAUUUUGUACAGUACCACAUCAUCAUACGAAAAUGAGUUUUUUUUUCCACAUUUCCAUA
Messenger RNA from Carya illinoinensis, 3984 nucleotides. RefSeq lists its product as uncharacterized. Lineage: Eukaryota; Viridiplantae; Streptophyta; Magnoliopsida; Fagales; Juglandaceae. Bases 328 to 3741 code for a protein of 1137 amino acids. Gene Ontology annotation, molecular function: protein binding. The record is from RefSeq and is a predicted model, not a curated record. The transcript is spliced from 11 exons. Gene Ontology annotation, cellular component: cytoplasm.